UGCAGACUUUCAGGCUUUGUAGCUUUGCCUCAUGCCAAAUAAAUUUGAGUAUAUUGUUCGAAUUUGGUUAUCAGAAGGGAAAUCUAAAGUUGUCAGACCACAAUAAUACUGAAACUUGAAUUAGUUUGAAAGUAAUGCAAUCAUAUAGGUCACUGAAAGGAAUUGAAAGUAUCGUUUUUGAGAGACAUGAGCCAUGCCAAGUGCUGAAGCAACCCAACAAAAUGAAAACAUUUAAUGUGACUUUGUAUUUGUAGUUGAGGAUUGAUUUCAGGGUCCAAAUAACUUCUUUUGUGGUAACAUUUGCUCCUCGUGAAACGGCUUUGUCUCACCUGUCUGAUGCAUUCACAACCUGAUUUAAUAAUGACACUUUUUGUCCAGCCUGACGCUUGUGUCGGGGCAGAUAAGAGACUCCGCAAAAGGCCUUUGAACCGUGGCGCAUCAAAUACGAGUGUAACUGAUGUUAUAUAUGCCACUUUGCUUUGAAAGCAAGGUGGUUCUGCCGAUCAGUGGAAAACCCGAUUUCUUUGAGCUUGGACUUGUGAUCCAGUGAGAUGCACACCGUUGUUUGGAUCUUAACCUGUUGCCAUUCCCUCCCACUCCCAUGCAUUUGCAUGGCCAUCCUUUGCCGGGCCAUCUGCCCCUUUCUUUUCUUCUCACUGAAUUCUAAUCAUUACUUUCAAAGGAGACUGUCUCCAAAGUACCUUGAUCAAGUGAGCAUUUGAGGAAGCACUCACUCUCUCGCCUCCUCUUCGCACUUUGAUUCUGGAGCACUUCCUGGCGUGGACCCUCUGCUACUCAGCAGCAAAAUAACACCAACGAGAUACCAUGAGGUUGAUUCUGGUUAAACCCACUAAUGCCACCCGGCGCCUCGACACAACAGAUCAAGCGUUCUGCAACGAUGACCGCGACGGUUGCACCUCAAGAGGCCUGUCACACCAGGCCAACAAUUCUGAGGGGAAACAUGAACAAUACUCGGAAACCCUCAUGGAAGUAACUUCACCGACACAGGAUACAAGUCUCUGUUGUGCUCCUUCAGCGCCCCACGAAACCUCUAAUGGAGUCAUUCCAUCCCCAAAAGUUUCUGGUCAGAUGUCACAGCUACAAAAUGAAAACGCGACCAUAUCACAGCCAAGGAAUCAAGAGUGGAUGCUUCUUUGUGGCCAAGUUAGCGGCGAAGGAGCCGAUUCACCCCCCUGCCAAAAUCCAGGCACUGGUAUGGGAUAUCCCAACCACAAUGACAAGUGUGCUUGUUCCUGUGCUGAUGCACAGAAGCAGCAUUUACAAGCAUCUAUCUUCCAACAGCCAUCAAAUCAUACUUCAUUUCAAGGUUGUAUCUUGCACAAAAUAAGUCUUUCACCGUCACCCCACCCAGACAUUUUCUCUCCUUCUGAUGAUUGCCACAUUUUUUCUCAUGAAACAAACCAAAGGGACUUCUUGCAACCUGCAAAUAAGCAUUCACAUGGUGGUUUCAAGCCUCAGUGCAGCAACCAACAAGAGCAAAAGACUCUUUUUCAACAACAAACUUGCAAUCAUUUCAAAGAUAGCAAUUCAAACUUCAACAUCCCUCUGUACGACAAUGACUGUCCUGAGAAAACCAGGAAAAAUAUCCGACAUCCUCAGUCUUCUGUGAACGGUGACCCCAGCAGGAGGGAAAUGCUUCAAAACCGUGAAGAGCAACAUGGACGUUACUCUAUCAGCGGUGGCGAAAGCUGGAAGCUCCGCAGAGAUCUUCCCCUCAUCCUCAAGUGUCGCCAUCUCUCAUCCAACCCUGUGACCAAGACAACCCGCAUUAAGAGGUCCUCUACACCAGCCACUAACCACAGUGUGCAGUCCUUUUCCACCAGUCAGUAUAGCUCACUUGACCAUCAAGACCUAGUGGAGGAGGCAACCAGAACAAGAUAUAGUCAGCUAAAUGCUCAGGAUCUCACUGGAUCCAAACUCUCGCCUCCAAAAUGUGUUGCUCCCUCCGAAGUCACAGGAAGUGCUGUCCUUGGCAACGGCGAUGCUGUGGGAUCACUGGCUAGCCAUGACACAAUGAGAUCCAGUUUGACGGAACUCCAAUCAAGCCAGCAGCUUAUUCACAGCACGCGCCUCUCGGAUGCCUUCUCCAAAGUCAUCCGAGAGGAUACAAGUAAGGCCAAUUGUGACAACCCCACCAGGGAGGAAGGUAACGUGCCGCACAAGAAGGACAUCCGCUUCCGACUGGGUCAGCGCAGAGCUCUUUUUGGGAAACGUAAACAGCUGAGUGACUACGCUUUAGUCUGUGGGAUGUUUGGCAUUGUUGUCAUGGUGAUUGAGACUGAAUUGUCGAGAGGAUUUUACAGCAAGGAGUCCAUAUAUUCAUAUGUACUAAAAGGCCUUAUCAGCGUUUCUACUGCUAUUUUACUUGGUCUUAUUCUCAUGUAUCAUGCUAGGGAAAUCCAGCUCUUCAUGGUUGACAACGGUGCAGAUGACUGGAGGAUCGCCAUGACCUUUGAGCGAGUUCUCGUCAUUUUGUUGGAGCUCCUCGUGUGUGCCAUCCAUCCCAUCCCGGGCCAAUAUGUGUUUAGCUGGACCGCUCGACUGGCCUUCAGCUACACCACAUUGGUAGCGGACGCAGAUGUGGACAUCAUCCUGUCCGUGCCUAUGUUUCUGCGCCUCUACCUGAUUGGCCGGGUCAUGCUACUCCACAGCAAGCUCUUCACAGACGCUUCAUCUCGUAGCAUUGGGGCACUCAACAAGAUCAGCUUUGAUACUCGUUUCGUCAUGAAGACUCUGAUGACCAUCUGCCCCGGUACCGUUCUACUGGUGUUCAGCGUAUCCUGCUGGAUCAUCGCAGCGUGGACUGUCCGAAUAUGUGAGAGGUAUCACGAUGCACAGGAGGUGACUAGCACCUUUCUUGGAGCAAUGUGGCUGAUCUCCAUUACCUUCCUGUCCAUUGGCUAUGGUGACAUGGUGCCUCACACCUACUGCGGAAAAGGAGUGUGCCUCUUAACAGGAAUCAUGGGAGCAGGCUGUACAGCUUUGGUGGUCGCUGUGGUUGCAAGGAAGUCGGAACUCACCAGAGCCGAGAAGCACGUUCAUAACUUCAUGAUGGAUACUCAGCUCUAUAAAAAGGUAAAAAACACAGCAGCCAAUGUGUUGAGAGAGACAUGGCUGAUUUACAAACACACCAAGCUGGUGAAGAAAGUUGAUCGCACGACAGUCCGGCACCAUCAGCGUAAAUUCCUGCAAGCAAUCCACCAACUGCGAAAAGUCAAAAUGGAACAACGGAAACUAACUGACCAGGCCAACACCAUUGCUGACCUUGCAAAGACCCAGAACAUGAUGUAUGAUCUGGUGUCGGACCUGCAGCAUCGAAGCGAGGAGCUGGACAAGAGGAUUGUGGCCCUUGAGGAAAAACUGGACUUGAUGCUCCUCAAAGUGCACUCGCUGCCUGACGUACUCUCCCAAGCGAUAACAAAGAUACAAAAAGAUUUUCUAGAUGACUUGGCCUGCCAUGUCCAUUUUCUGUCAUCGUCCCUGAGCUCUGAGUGCUGCUCUGUUCCCGCCAGACCGCUCAGUCAAGGCCCUGCCACUUCACAGAUGCCAUAUGGCUGACUUUCUUUUACCCUUUGGAAUUAAAACAUGCAGAGGGACCACUUAAUUUAGAGAACUUUUUUUUAGUUCCACUUUAUCUUCAAGUUUCCCUAUCAUCCAAAAUGCAGAAUCUGUAAAUUGUAAAAAAGCUCUUGAAAUGUGCAUUUAUUCCUUUUGUACCAGAAGCACAAUUUGAGAGAUUUGUACUUCCCCCUCCUUGUGUCCAUUGUGUAUUUGGGAUAACAAAUUAACAUACUGUGUGUGUUUCUUUCGGCUUGUCCCUUUCGGGGUCGCCACAGCGUGUCAUCUCAGAUGGACGCACAUAUGUUUGGCACAAUUUUUACGCCGGAUGCCCUUCCUGACGCAACCCUUCUCAGGGAGUGGAGGCCCCAGUGGAUACUGUGCUUAACAUAAAUGACUGUACCUCCAUUGAAAAGUAAGCUUCUUAUACAUUUCUUAGUGAGCAAUUAAAAAAAAAAAAAAAAAAGGAUUUUAUCAAAAAUUGGGGGGUUGGCUGGCUGGCUGGCUGGCUGGCUGGCAACAAGUCAACAGUGUACCGUGCUAGUUGUCCAGGAAGCAUGAAUAAGCUCCAGCGACCCAAUGAGGACAACCGGUGUAGAGAAUGUAUGGAAGUGAAUAAAGUGUGCUUAUCAUUUGUUAGUACCAUUGUAAUUUAGGUUUUUGCUGCCUAUAGAUGUUAAGAGGUACAUUUUAAAUAGUGACCA
This is a messenger RNA of Syngnathoides biaculeatus (alligator pipefish), 4283 nucleotides long. It is a transcript of the gene kcnn1b, whose product is annotated as potassium intermediate/small conductance calcium-activated channel, subfamily N, member 1b. Gene Ontology annotation, molecular function: small conductance calcium-activated potassium channel activity; calmodulin binding. Gene Ontology annotation, cellular component: neuronal cell body; neuron projection; plasma membrane. Gene Ontology annotation, biological process: potassium ion transmembrane transport. Bases 826 to 3579 code for a protein of 917 amino acids. Lineage: Eukaryota; Metazoa; Chordata; Actinopteri; Syngnathiformes; Syngnathidae. The record is from RefSeq and is a predicted model, not a curated record. The transcript is spliced from 10 exons.